Messenger RNA from Aethina tumida (small hive beetle), 1556 nucleotides. Its product is annotated as UDP-glycosyltransferase UGT5-like. The transcript has 5 exons. Lineage: Eukaryota; Metazoa; Arthropoda; Insecta; Coleoptera; Nitidulidae. The coding region runs from base 12 to 1550 and encodes 512 amino acids. Gene Ontology annotation, molecular function: UDP-glycosyltransferase activity. The record is from RefSeq and is a predicted model, not a curated record.
UAGGUCAAAUCAUGCGCUUAACUAACACUAUUUCUCUAUAUAUUCUAAUAAUUUUAUAUCUAAAAUGUGUAAAAUGUGCACGAAUACUUGGAAUUUUUCAAUUUCCAUCGUACAGUCAUCAAAUAGUUUUCCAGCAAAUAUGGGCUGAAUUAUCUUUGAGGGGACAUGAAGUGGUGGUAGUAACACCAAACCCAUUAAAUAAUCCUAAACUUAAAAAUUUAACAGAAAUUGAUGUAGGUUAUAUAAAAAAUUUAAUAACUUCAAAAGAAGAACUACAAGAAAGUAUGGCCAAAGAUUUAUCUACAGUAGAGAUGAUCAAAGCGUUCUAUUCAACCUCACUGAUCUUCCAGGAGGCCAUACUGAAAGAUCAACGAUUUGUAAAAAUUUACAACAGUAGUCAGAAAUUUGAUUUAGUAAUGAUCGAAGCACUCCAUCCGGGAAUGUACAGUUUAGCUGGAAAGUUUAACUGUCCUUUUGUUGCAAUUUCUUCUCUCGGAGUAAUAAUUCCAGUGCAUGGAUCAGUAGGAAACACAAACCAUCCAGUAUUAUACCCUGACAUGAAUGUACCAACUCAUUUUGAUAUGUCACUUAAAGAAAAAAUAUCUAGUAUUUACACGUCAAUUGCUUUAAAUUACUUUUACAAUUAUCAAGCCGUACCGGAAGCUGACGCCAUCUCCAGAAAGUACUUAGGCAUGAAUGUGCCUUACUUGGGUGAUUUGGUCAACAAUGUUAGUUUUUUAUUGAUUAACACCAAUCAUAUAAUUCAUAACGUUCGACCCACCGUCCCCAAAGUCAUACAAAUAGGACAACUGCACAUAAGACUGCCAAGAAAGUUACCUCAGGAUUUACAAAAAAUAUUGGAUAACGCCAACAACGGAGUAAUUUAUUUUAGCUUAGGAUCAAACGUAAAAAGUAUUAACAUAAACAAAAAAUUAAGAGCGACAAUCAUCGAAGCGAUGGCGGAAUUGCCAUACACGAUAUUAUGGAAAUGGGAGUCUGACGAUUUGGAAAACAUUCCAAAGAAUGUGAUUGCCAGAAAGUGGUUCCCACAACAAGAUGUUUUAGCCCAUUCCAAUAUUAAAGCGUUUGUGACUCAGGGGGGACUACAAUCCAUAGAAGAAGCAAUUUCAAGACAAGUACCAAUGGUCGGCAUUCCGUUUAUUGGCGAUCAACCUAUGAAUGUUAAUAAAUUAAAUAGGUCAGGUCUGGCUGUUGCUUUAGAUCCAGCAAACUUAAAUAAAAAUCAACUUAAAAAGGCUAUUGUUGAAGUAGUUACUAAUCCUAAUUAUCGGGAAAAUGUUAAAAAAGCUAAAUUGGAAAUGGAAGAUCAGCCAGAAUCAGGGCUGGAGAGAGCAGUUUGGUGGAUCGAAUAUGCAAUAAGGCACAAAGGUGCACCGUACUUAAGAAGCGCCACAGCAGACAUACCUUGGUGGCAGUUUUUCUUUCUAGAUCUAAUAGCAUCAGCAUGUUUAGUAUUAUAUUUGUUUGCUAAAUUUGUUUAUGUUCUAACAAAAUUUAUAUCAUAUGUACCCAAAGAAAAAUUUGAAUAAAAGUAA